This is a messenger RNA of Mesorhabditis belari, 504 nucleotides long. Lineage: Eukaryota; Metazoa; Nematoda; Chromadorea; Rhabditida; Rhabditidae. The record is from the annotation of a GenBank genome assembly.
AUGAGGAAUACCUCAAAAAUUGGAUUCGCGAUCACCACGUUAAGCAAACGGAUCCGCGACUUUGGGCUAGCGCCAGCCAUGACGAUCACCUGUGUCCUCUACGCACUCAUCGUUGUGCUGAUCGUCCUAUUCACCCCAGCCGAAGCGUCUCUUUAUCCGACAAAGAACUUCUCUAUAUUUCGGCCAAGCCAACUCAUUUGCGUGUUGUUGGGUGUGCUGAACGGGGCACUAGAUGGAGCGGCGUGCAACGCGAGAAUGGUGGCAGCAGCCAAGGCUUUGCCUGGGGAGCCGGCUAUUGCAUUCAGUGUCGCCAAAUUCUAUCAGGCAGCUGCCGGUGUUGUCCUCAUGUACAUUGCAGCGCAUUUCAAUCUUCAUCACAUCCUCUAUAUUGUCGGUGGCAUGCUCAUGAUCAGCGUCUUCUGCUAUAUUUCUUUUCUUCGCCAGAUGAAAACGCCUCCGAAACUUGAAGAGAAGCGAAAGAAAAUCGGCGACUCCAAUCAAAAA